This is a messenger RNA of Peromyscus maniculatus bairdii (prairie deer mouse), 10656 nucleotides long. NCBI's taxonomy places the organism in Eukaryota, Metazoa, Chordata, Mammalia, Rodentia, Cricetidae. The record is from RefSeq and is a predicted model, not a curated record.
GGAGAGGUGGGUCCCCAAAACUCCAUCAGGAGUAAGAAGGUGGCCCCAGUGUCCAGAAGGAGAGAGAUAGAUCACCCUGAUAUUGUGAUGUCUACCUGAGACUCCCAGUCAGAGAUGGCAGUGGUCAGGCCAAGGGAGAAUCAUGGGAACCUGGGCCCCCUCAGUUGUCCGUGGCCAGAUAUAGGACUUCAUCUGAAGGGCCACCUGAACUUGAUGUCCCCAUGCCUCGAGGGACCUGGAGCCAGUCAACAUCCCAAAACCCUUCUUGAUGGCACCUUGGACAUGGUUUGGGUGGUUUACAUGGGUUCAGGCAGGCCCGGGCUAAGUGACCCUCCUGACUGCCUUUGAAACAGAGACCCACAGGCUCUCAGGCUUUGGGAGGCCAGGGAACCUACAUGGUUGCCAUGGCCACUUGAAAAGCCUUAGCCAGAAUCAGGUAUUUUUGCUUUCAGGCUUUUUUAUCUCUGACAUGGUAUACCUUAAAGGCUACGGCUGUGUCUUCUGCCUGAGGAGUCAGGAGUCCUUUCUCUAGACAUUUAAAUUAGGCCCUAGUAUCAAGGAAACUCUGGGAGAAGUGGGUCUGAGGAGUUGUUUUCCAUCUGGGGUCUCAGGAUCUAGACUAGUAUAUUGUAAGAAGAUCUUUGUGAGGCGGUCUAGGAAUUGAGAUGGUUUAUGUUUGUACUGGAUAACCUAUUAGAUUAUUUAGUGAUUUCCCACUUUAAGGGUGGCCUUGUGAAGACCAGCUAGGAGGCAAGUUAGAAAUUGAUCCCGAGCAGGGAUGCCCCUUCAGGAUACUGUAAUUCCAUUCACCACCAUGGUUAGGGACUGCCUCAGCCCUGACUGGGUGGGCAGCCUGUCACUAAGGAGGGAGAAAGGGAAACCAGAGAUGCUGGAGAGGAAGAUGAGGAACUGUGGGUUGAGGCCAAUAAGGGAGAGGCUUUUUAGUGGGAUCAAAAACAGUGGAAGAAUCAUCUGGUUUGGGCCUCACAACUAGGAGGAGUUGUACCUUGGUUAGCUUAUGUCAUGUGGACACUUUUAAGAUGGGAGUGAGGCAAAACCCAUCCUUUCCAACCCCGCUGUCUGUCUCAUGGCCGCCUCUGUCCCUGUCGGGGGACAGGAACUAAGAUGGCAGCAAGCCACAUGUUUCCUUUAAGAUUACCUAUGUGUAGAUUUUUAGCUGUCAGCCCUGGUGUUAUGAGUUUUAAAUUAACCCCUUUGUUACAAAAUUUACAGGGUUAUAAGCAUCUCCAAUAUGCUUGCAAAUCUUUAGGUACAGAAAGUUUAUACAGUAGUUUUACAAAUCUUGAGAUAAGAUCUAUACCUUAGGAAAGGUUGUAGAGAGUUAAACCAAAACCAAGAGUAUGAGAUGAGUAGCAAUAGUCCCCACUGGAAAUAGUCUCUUUAUUUUGUUUUGCUCUCCUUUCUCUGUCACAUAGUCAGGUGGCUUACCUGAUAGGGGAGAUUUUAGAGGAAAUCUUUUAAACAAACAUGCUUGGUUGGGGGAGGAGCAAGCCAUACCCCAUACCCCAAUUCCAGAGCCAGCUUUUAAUUGAAGUGGGACAACAUAAAACAACAGUCUAAUGCCACUCAUAUCUAAAAGACACCUAAAUCACUGUAAAACUGAAUCUGAUAAGAUAAGAACAAAUAAAGCUUAGAGAUAGGAAAAUUUUGAGCUCUAGCUAUAGACAGAGGGCGUUCGUUGCAGGAGGGAGCUGAGCCAGUGAAGAGUAUUUGCAGAAUGUGUACACAGAGCAACUGGCCUACUGCUUUGCUUUCUCCCCCUGUUGCUAGGUUUGGCUCCUGGCUUCCACUUUGCAAUGAACUUACAGAUCUAUCAACUGGUAACUUAAAAGACAGGUUUUUUAAACAGUGAGGGGGUUGGGGGGUGGAGGGUGGUGAGGAACCAGACAAAGACAGGGCUUGGAGCAGAGAAAAAAUUGGGAAUGGGGAGUCUCUUUUUAUUUCCCUGAUCACUCCUAGUAUUUGCAAAGUUCCCAAAUAUUAGGAUCUAGGGGGCUUUUAGGUGGCUCUCUGGAUUGAUUAUCUAGUAUUGAGGCCAAACUUGAUUGCAAAAGCGAAUAAACUUAAGGCCCUUUAGAUCAGAUGCCAGGUGUUGAGUCUGGAGAUUUUCUUAGAGGCAUUCUAAGGAGGAAUUAGAGGCUAUGGGCACAUUCCCACGGAUGAGAAGAAGGGAAAUGUCCCUGCAGCCUGUAGUUGUGGGCAUCCCCAUGAGUCAAUGAGGACCAAACUGUUCGGUGGGUUGUCUCCACACUUAUUGGGGAUCAGGGCCUUAGCCUGCGUAAGCCAGAGAGACUGGAAGCCUGGUAACAGGGCUUUUGUGAAGGCAAGGACAAAAACCAAGCUCUGAGAUGGGGAUGUCAUCCACAGGAAAGGGUUGGAGAACAGAGUCAAAAAAGCCAUGAGGACCUAGAGGAACUGUGGCAUUGUAGACAGCUCUGAGGAGAGGGUGGGAGAAGAGGGCAGGAAGACACACAAUAAUAGCCCAGUCAGGUCUAAGGAAACUGCAGGAUUGUAGCUCCAAGGGUGGGGGUAUAGGGUCAGGUGAAGAGAGCUGGCUGGAGCCUUAAAGACUGUGGCUGGGGGCACCUCUACCUCCAGGAGUAACAAAGGAGUGCUGGACACUCAACGGUCAUUCCUCAGACUCAAAUGUUUACACCGACCAAAGAGGAACAACACCCAAUUGCUGUUGGUGGAUGGGGUGCCAAGAGAUUGGUGUGACCUGGAGUUCUAAGAACCGGUUGAAUUGGCUAUGGAUAAUUCAUACAAUUUCGAUGAACAAGGCUCAUGGAAUGGAAUCUCAUCUGAAAAGAAAAAGAAUUUCCUUGCAUCAGAAGAUCAUGGGCAGAAAAUUUUAAGUGUUCUACAGAGUUUUAGAGAACAGAAUGUCUUUUAUGAUUUCAAAAUAAUAAUGAAAGAAGAAAUAAUCCCAUGUCAUCGUUGUGUGUUGGCAGCAUGCAGUGACUUCUUCAGGGCCAUGUUUGAAGUAAACAUGAAAGAAAGAGAUGAUGGAAGUGUUACCAUUACUAACUUGUCCUCCAAAGCAGUAAAGGCAUUUCUUGACUACGCCUAUACUGGGAAAGCAAGAAUAACAGAUGAAAAUGUGGAAAUGUUCUUCCAGCUGUCAUCCUUUCUGCAGGUCCCCUUCCUGUCCAAAGUUUGCAGUGACUUUUUAAUAAAAAGCAUCAGUCUCGUCAAUUGUUUGCAUUUGUUAUCUCUGUCAGACAGCUACGGCUCUACCCAUUUGUUUACUCACACUUUAUGCUUCGUACAACGUCACUUUCAUUUGCUAUUUAAAUCCAGAGAGUUUUUAGAGAUGAAUUUUGGAGUGCUACAAAAGUGUCUGGAGUCAGAUGAGUUAAAUGUGCCUGAAGAAGAAAUAGUCCUGAAGGUUGUCAUCACAUGGAUUAAAUACAACUUAGAGUCCAGGAGAAAGCACCUGCCUCACUUGAUUACAAAAGUAAGGUUACAUCAGUUACCCGAGGACACACUUCAAGACUAUCUGCUCAAUGAAGAGUGUUUACUCAAAAGCACAAACUGCUUUGACAUAAUUGUGGAUGCCAUUAAGUGUGUGCAAGGUUCUAGUGGCCUCUUCCCUGAUGCUCGACCAUCCACAACUGAAAAAUAUAUAUUCAUCCAUAAAACUGAGGAAAAUGGAGAAAAUCAAUAUACAUUUUGCUAUAAUAUUAAAACUGACUCAUGGAAAAUACUGCCACAAUCACAUCUUACUGAUUUGCCAGGAUCUAGUCUGUCUAGCUAUGGAGAGAAAAUAUUCUUAACAGGUGGUUGUAAAGGGAAGUGCUGUAGGAAGGUUCGACUUCAUAUUGCUGAGUCUUACCAUGAUGCCACUGACCAGACCUGGUGCUACUGUCCAGUCAAAAAUGAGUUUUUCUUGGUUUCAACCAUGAAAACUCCAAGAACCAUGCAUACAUCAGUCAUGGCUCUCAAUCGAUUAUUUGUUAUAGGUGGAAAGACUAGAGGAUCACAGGAUAUUAAAAGUCUCUUAGAUGUUGAAUCUUAUGAUCCACUAUCCAAAGAGUGGACAUCAGUUAGCCCUUUACCCAGAGGCAUCUAUUACCCAGAAGCCAGUGCAUGCCAGAAUGUCAUUUAUGUUCUUGGAUCUGAGGUAGAGAUUGCAGAUUCAUUUAACCCAUCCCUUGAUUGUUUUUUUAAAUACAAUGCUACAACUGACCAGUGGUCUGAACUAGUAGCAGAGUUUGGGCAGUUCUUUCAUGCUACUCUAAUUAAAGCUGUCCCAGUAAACUGCACCCUGUAUAUAUGUGAUCUUUCCACCUAUAAGGUGUAUAGUUUUUGUCCUGAUACUUGUGUUUGGAAAGGAGAAGGCUCUUUUGAAUGUGCAGGCUUUAAUGCAGGUGCAAUUGGGAUUGAGGAUAAGAUUUACAUAUUAGGUGGAGAUUAUGCACCAGAUGAAAUCACAGAUGAGGUGCAGGUUUACCACAGCAGCAGGUCAGAGUGGGAAGAGGUGUCACCCAUGCCAAGAGCCUUAACUGAAUUUUACUGCCAAGUUAUUCAGUUCAACAAAUAUAGGGACCCAUGGUUUUCUAAUCAUUUCUAAAAAUAAUAUUUGCAUGAGUGGUCUAAAAUGAUGCCUAAUAGAAUUAGUAAAAAAGUAUGUUACUUAGCACAAUAAAAUAUUCCUUCUAUUGAAGAAUGACUAGAGAUGUAUGCUGUCUAUAAGUAGACAGUUACCAGAAAGUUAAAAUACAAAAUACAUUUUACCAAAGUUAUAUUAAAUGUAAUUUAAUGUUAAAUAGUUCAGAAUAAAUACUUUGUAUUUUCUUAUGUAAGUAAAAAUUAUAGGUUUUGACCCUUUGACUUUAAGGUAAAGGAUGACAAAAAAAAUCAGUGUUCAUAAAUGUGUAACAUGUAGAAGGGAGAACUCUCUUGAGGAAGGGAAAAUGGCCUAUAUACUGUCACAUUGUGUGACAUGAAGAUAAAUUAGAAAUAGGUGAGACGCUCACAUUGAACAUUGUAGGUCUAAGAAUUGUUGAAUCCCUAUCCUUUUCUGCCUGCUACUUAAAUGAUUUCAUUUUACCUUUGUUGUGGUCAGUAAUUUUCUAAAAUACAUUUCUUCACUCUUCUGGUCAAUAUACUAAGAAGAGUUUGGAUUCAUUAUGGUAUAUGAUAUUAUGUACAUGUAAUAUGUAUUUGUUAUUAAGAGCAUAUUUGAGCACUUUAUAGUGCUAAGCCAUUGCAAUUACUAUUUUUUUACUUGCUGGUUUAUUUGUUUUUAGUAUCAUUGUGAGACUGAGCUUUUAAUAACAUGAUAGCUUUCAUUUUUUGUUUCAAAUUUGGUAAAUUUACAUUUUUUAUUUAGUUAUCAUCCUAAAUUGCACCAAGCUUGACUGUGUCUUAACAUAUAACCCACUAAGUGAUGUCCUUGCAAUCUGAAAUGGUACUUUUAAAAUGUUUUUUCUAUGUCAUUAGUGCCUGUUCCCCCAACAUAGAGGAUAUAGAAAUUUUUAUCUCUAGAGAAGCUGAUCAUUAUAAAGUAGUGGGAUUCUUUUUGGCCUUUGUAUACAUGUUUGUCUUUAUACUUUAGUUCCUAUUCAUCUCUUCCAUUGCCUCCACCCAUCCCCCAGGUCCUACUCUAGCUGGUUUCUUCCUGCCAGAUAGUCCCCCUUUUGCUUCCAGGCCACAUGCAUUCCAUUACCCUCUCUUCUGCUCCCUUAAGAUCUUUUCCUUCCUUCAAAGUUGUCUUUCUACUUCCAUGUCUCACAAACACAUAUUGUAUACAUGCACAGAUUCAGAAACAAAUCUAGAUUCUGCAUGAGAGAAAACAUGAUUUUUGUCUUUCUGGAUUUGGCUUUUUCACUUAGCAUAUUGACCUCUAGUUCCAUCCAUUUUCCUGCAGGUGCCCUAAUUGCAUUCGUGAAAGCUGAAUGUAAUUCUAUUGUGCAUAUAUACCACGUUUUCUAUAUUCAUCCAUUGAUGGUCAUCUAGGCUGAUUUUGAUAUCCUGAUAUUCUGAUAUCCUGACUGUUGUGAACAGAGUGCAGCAAUAAACAUAAAUGUGCAUUAAGAAUCCUUUGUGUGUAUAACCUGGAGCUGCAGUAAGAUUCCAGGGUUUAAUUAGUACUAUACCAGUUUCCUGCCAUGGGAUCUAAUUGUCAAGCACCAUGUUGUUUUAUGACUUCAGUAAAUUAUUCAAGGUGAAUCAAAAUGACAGGACUUCUGAUAUCAAUAGUUUCAAAAUCUGUCUUUGUCAGCUUCAACCAGAGCAUGACCAUUCUUGUUCAUGAGUAAGGUCAUUCUGCUUUGCAAGAGGUAUGCUUGUUUGAUUGCUCUAAAAGAUACUGCCAUUUUAGGUUUUAAUACCUCUGAUUUACAUCUUAGCAACUAUAUAGAUUGCACAACUUAGAAUUAGUGUGGUUUCCUACACUACAUUAUAAAUAUUAAUUUGUAGUAAGUGUAGUUAAUGUUUACCUAAAUGAAAGUUCUUUGAUUUUUAUCACAUAAAUGCAAACACAAAUUUCAGAUGUAUUUUCAGAGUACAUUUGCAUGCAACUUCAAAAUUGGGCUAUCAGAUGCCAGUCACAGGGUAUUCAGUACAAUCAAUAGCUCUUUUUAGCAUAUUGACUGAUGGCUGUGCCUUUUCUUUCAUGUGUACUUAAGAAAAAGAAAACUCAGAGGAUGCUUCUCUGGCAUUCUUAAAGAAAGCUGGUAACAAAGAGUGGCCUAUGUGGGACUAGUAAGUAUUUCUUAGUAAAGUAUGCUUAAAUAAUAUCAUCAGUGAAUCUAGGAAUUAUUCAUUUCUUCCCCCUCCAAAAAAGAGAAACUAAAUUAAAACAGUCCCCUCCCAACAGUGUUACAUUAUCCAACCCUUUUUAUUUCUGCUGUUCUCUAUAGUAAUAUUCUUGACAUCAAGACCCAACUGGUUUACUUGGAUUUGUUGUCUUUUCUUAUGGUUUGGGGGCCUUAGUUAUAUUGCUGUGUUUGCUUUUAAACAUGUUCAUUUCUUGCCAUCUCUAUACAUCUACACCCUGUGCUUCUUUCCAUUUGUCAUUAUGGAGAAAAUACUAUGUCCAUUCAUAAAGCUCAGCCUCUUCAUUUCUUUAUCACCACCACAACAGGCUUGGCUCCACUAAUGUCUAAUUUUGUAUUUCCUUGACAUGCUUUCAUCUUAACUGCCCCAGUGGGGAAAAAUGGCUCUGUGUUCAGAAUCUCCAGGACUCUAUCUACAUUGGAUCCUGUGUUCCAUGACUACACUGGUACCUUCAGUGGUCUUGCCAGUCACUGUGGCCUCAUUGCCUAAGAACAGAACUUAUCACUCUGACUCUCUUCAUUCUGGUUUUCUAAUAUGCAAAUCUCUGUGGUCUCUGUGGUCUAUUUUGAGAAUAUAGCAUCCUUUUAUGACAUCUUCUUGUAGGUCUUUUUUUUUUCUUUCUUUCUCUUUAAAGUAGUUUACCUUUCAUGGCCUUCAGCCAGGACUACAUGUAAUGACCAAAUAAUUGGGCUCACUGUCCAGACUGCUGUCAUUCCUGUGGAAAAAAAUUGUUAACAUUUCUCCAUCGUGUGUGUGUGUGUGUGUGUGUGUGUGUAUGUGUGUGACAAGGUUUCUCUGUGUAGCUAUGGAACCUGUUCUGAAAUUUGUUCUUUAGACUGAUCUGUCCUCGAACUCACAGAGAUCCACCUGUCUUUGCCUCCCAAGUUCUAGGACUAAAGGCUUGUGCCACCAUGGCCUGGCUCAUCCAUUAUUUUUUGUCUUGCUUUACUUCAUUGUGAUUAUACAUCUAGAAAUACUUGAAUAUUAUCUCCUAAAUAUUGAAUGUAUGUAUAUAGCAUUAUUAAAUAUAGGAAAAGAUUAACAUAUGAAAUAAAAUUAGAGUUGAUGAACAUUCUUGUUGUGAUCUUCAAACUUGAGUUAAAAUGCAGCAUACCUUUGUUCAUGUACAGUCUUGAGCAAGAGUAUUCACAUAAUUAAAAUUAAACUCAACUCUGUAUUGGUAAGGAAAGAAAUAUUUAUCAUAGAAACAUUCAUUGUAUUCAUUACCCAUGACAGGUGGAUUAUUUGAGGGCAACCCACAUUGCAACAAAUUCUACUUUUUCAUAUACUAAGAAGAACAAAUAAAUGUGUGUUCAUUGUGUUUGGCUCAAUUAUACAUUUGACAACCAAAGUCUGAGAGCUAAUCUGUUUAAUAUUUUGAUAUUUGGAAGCAAUAAAAUACAUACUAGAAUAGAAUGCUACUUUGGGAUCAUUUUCAGAUUGAUUGAAUUCAUUGUUCUGGAAGCUUUUCUCUUGUAUUUGAAAUUAAAGAAUAAGUUUUAAAAAUGUCUCCAAGAAAGCAGCUCCAGAGGGUAGCCCUUUAAAAUAAGGGCUAGACUUUACAGGGAAAUAGACCUCUGUUCACUAUAAGAAACAACAAUUGCACUUUAUAAAGUCCUAAGGGUGAGACUAUUACUAAGACAUUUUAACUAUUCUGAUUUCAAUUGGUUUACAUACUUGAGAUUUUUUUUUUAAAAAAUAGAACUUAUAAGAGUUAACAUUUUGUAAAUGAACAAUAGUAUUAUUCUUAGAUAGAUUAAAUUCUCUAUUUUGGUAUAAAUUUGAAUAGGCACUAGGUCAUCAAAUAUAAUCUAUAAACAUACUUUAAAUUUUAAGAUAUAAAGGUAGGCAAUCACCACCUCUGACAUAAGUACUAUGUCAGGGAAAUAAUAACAAUUCAUAUAGGUUUUGGUUCUUCUCUUCAUAUUUUUACUCAGUUAGAUGUUCAUUUACAAAAUGUUAAUUCUUAUAAGUUAGAGAUAUGCAUAAAAGUGAAAAUAAUCUUGGAAUAAAAUAUGGAGAAAGUUUUUCUACCUUAAACAUUUCAGACACAUGAUUUUUGUCUUAGAGUUUAUAGUUCAGUGCUUUCAGGGACAAAGAAUUACUAUACUAUACUGAUUCCAAAAAGUUACCUUAGAAAUUGUUGCUAAUACUGAAAGUAACUUUGCCAUCUGUGAUGAGAACUUGAAUUCUUGCUUUAAAAUUGUUUUAAAUUCAGUCUUUAAAGCACUUGGAGAAGCAACAUGUCUUUUGUUGCUACAAAGUAUAUCCUCAUUUUCCUUCUUUAAGAGCUCAACACAUUGACUUCUCUAUCAGUGGCCAGGUUGCAUGAUUUCUCUUUGUAAGGUUGCCACAGAGAAUUCACUGUAGUGCCAUGUUGUUGGGUUGAGCCUGGCAAGCUUUGUAGAAUCUUUGACAGGAGGAUUUUACCUUACUGUCUAGUGCCAGUGAACUUGGUGGUUCAAACAUUUCAUUCUUGUCUAGCUCUCUAGGUCUUGUAGUCCUACAGAGUCUAGAUCAGUGGUUCUCAAACUGUAGGUUGCAACCACUUUGGGGAUCCAACAAACCUUUCACAGGUCACCAGAGACCAUCAGAAAACAUAGAUAAUUACAUGAAAUUCAUAACAGUUACAAAAUUACUGUUAUGAAGUAGCAACAAAAAUAAUUUUAUGGUUAGGGGUCACCACAACAUGAGAAAUUGUAUUAAAGGUUCACACAAUUUGGAAGGUUGAGAACCACUGGUCUAGAGCCUCCUGAGUGCCCUCUUCCCAUCAGCAUAAUCAUAAACAUAUAUUUUGCCUAGAGAAUUUAGGGGCAAAAUUUUAAUAACAAUUUUUGAUACAGUUUUCAAAAUUUUAAAAAUACUUUUAGAAAGUCCUCUAGAAAGUCUACAAAACAUAGAAAUCAUAGAUACCAGUUACAUUAUUAAGAGGACAGUUUACUCACAGAUCAAUAUAGACUAGCCUUAUGAUAAUAACAGCAUGGUAGUUUUGUAAAACAAGGCCAUAAUUCCAUCGUUAUCAACCAUGAAACUUUAUUCACCUCAUUAACUCUGAAAACGUUCCCAACAACAAAUUGUGCUAUUGCUCUUGAGGGUAAUGAAGUUGCUGAAAUAACUCAGAGUACAACCCUCUAUUAAUAAGUAUCACACUAAAUAGAUAUUACUGUAUAUUUCUCAUCUACAUGGAAGCUCACAGAGACUGAGACAUAACUUCAUCAUUUCAGGACUCAGCAAUUAGCACAAUGCCUAUCAUAGAAAUCUGUCCAAUAAACUAAUUCUAUUGAGCAAUGUAUAUAUGUAAAGCAAAAUAUAUUCAUCAUGACUGAAUGUGUCUGAUUCUUCUGUACCUUUGGCAAAUUGUUUGCUGAAGGUGAUAUUAUAGCUUCUAAGUAAUUCUUAGAAAUUUUUUUCUGAAGGUGAUGUUAUAGCUUCUAAGUAGUUUUCUACCUAUUUUUCAGGUAGUUGAUUAUUUGUUUUCAUACAUUUUAACCAUAAAAGUAACUAUAACAGCUAAUCCUUCAUUUUCUUUAAGUGGCAAUAAUGGGUAAGACAUUCAGUACAAAUUCCAUUAAUACAUUUGCAACCCCCAUUUCUAAGUGUAAUUGCUUCAGUGAUAUUUUUUCUAGUUGGGGGAGGUAAUGCCCAAUGCUAUUACGCAGGUAACUUAUUUCAUUUCUCUGUUAGUGAAAUGUGAGUCUUUUGCCAUAUGCUAUGAGAAAUAAAGUCAGCAUUUUUUCAGGUUUGUGUUAACCUUAAUAAUUAUCUAGUAAAAUAUCUCAGUUCUAUAAAAUGUUAAUUUAUUAAAAUGUGUCACAAUUCUCUGCAUUGUUAUCAGAAAUAAAAGAGAGAAAA